AUGCCAGGAACCCGUCGCGCACCCCGCAAAUCCAGCGGCCCAGCCGCGAAAGGAACCCAAAAAACCCUAGCCUUCUCCAAUAACAGAGUCACCAAAUCCACCACCCAUCCCGUCGGCAAGCCCUCUUCCGAACCCCCCGCAAAGAAACCCAAGAUUGCAGAGGAGGAUGUGAAGGUUACAGAGGAAAAUGUGAAGCUUCCAGAAGUUGCGCAAGCACAAGUACAAUUCAAGACUGAUGAGGAGGAAAAAGCAAGUCAUAUCACCGAGGCGCAGAUCAAGAAGUACUGGCGGGAUCGAGAGGCGGAGAGAAAGGCGCCGAGGGUGCAUCAGAAGGAUGUUAGUCUUGAGGAGAAGAUUUUGAGGUUGUGGGAUAUGAGUUCGCAGUUUGGUGUAUGGCUCCCCUUUCUUUUCUUUCAAAGUCUUCUGUGUUGAGCAUUCUAAGACGUGGAGUGGGGAAGGAUCAGUAACUAAUGUGCAUAAAGCCAGCGAUAGGAUCUGCCCGCCAAAAACGAUGGUAUCGCGCGCAUAAGCUAGGGCUCAAUCCUCCUAUCGAAGUCCUCGCUGUCUUACUUAGGGAGGAAGAAAAGGGAAAUGCGAAGAUUGAGCGGGCCCACGUGGAUGAAUUGAUGAGUUCCAAGUUUGCGAUUGGGGAAGCUUAG
Molecule: messenger RNA, 659 nt
Organism: Hymenoscyphus albidus
Lineage: Eukaryota; Fungi; Ascomycota; Leotiomycetes; Helotiales; Helotiaceae
Source: the annotation of a GenBank genome assembly